Ogataea parapolymorpha DL-1 is the source of this 1629-nucleotide messenger RNA. Its product is annotated as putative 2-hydroxyacyl-CoA lyase. Gene Ontology annotation, molecular function: thiamine pyrophosphate binding; catalytic activity; magnesium ion binding. Bases 1 to 1629 code for a protein of 542 amino acids. Lineage: Eukaryota; Fungi; Ascomycota; Pichiomycetes; Pichiales; Pichiaceae. The transcript is spliced from 2 exons. Gene Ontology annotation, cellular component: peroxisome. Gene Ontology annotation, biological process: fatty acid alpha-oxidation. The record is from RefSeq and is a predicted model, not a curated record.
AUGAUUGGAGCAGAACUCAUUGCGGAAACGCUCCGGCAAUUAGGAGUGGAGCAUGUCUUUGGUAUUGUUGGUAUUCCAGUGGUUGAGAUCGCUGAUGCCUGCAUUGAGAAAGGCAUUCGGUUCAUUCCCUUUAGAAACGAACAGCAAGCCUCUUUAGCAGCUUCAAUAUACGGCUAUUUAACCAACAAGCCGGGGGUCUUACUAACUGUUGGAGGGCCAGGGAUCGUCAAUGCCCUGGCCGGCGUCUACAACGCCAACUCCAACAAAUGGCCCCUCAUGGUCAUGGCCGGGUCAACUAAAAUAUGCCUACAAGGAAAAGGCGGAUUUCAAGAACUGGAUCAGGUCAGUCUAAUGAAGCCAUGGGCAAAAAGUAGCUUUCGUGCAGUUUUAAGCAGCCAAAUACCACAGUUCCUCGAGAGGGCAUAUUGGACUUCUAUAGCAGAUGUUCCCGGGACGACCUAUAUCGACUUGCCAGACGACCUUAUCAAACAAGAAUGCUACGAAGAUAUUCGAGUGAUGAAGUUCGAUUUUUCAUUACUCUCGACUAUAACUCCAGAACUAACAAGAAUAAAAAGGACCAGUGAACUCCUGAAAGAUGCCAGGUUUCCGCUGCUGAUAAUUGGGAAGGGAGCAGCAAAUGCAUCAGAGACACUCAGACAGUUUGUGGGAACUCACCAAAUCGCAUUCCUUCCCACGCCAAUGGGAAAAGGAAUAAUUCCGGAUGCUUCCGAUCGUAAUGUUUCUUCUGCAAGGUCACUGGUUUUAAAGCAUGCAGACGUGGUGCUAGUAGCAGGGGCCAGAUUGAACUGGAUUCUCCAUUUUGGAGAACCUCCUAAAUUCAACAAAGAUGUCAAAAUCGUUCAAAUUGACACUGACGCCGGCGAGCUUGCGCGGAACGUGAGCACUUUAGAGCUGGGAAUCCUGGGAGACGUGGGACGCACAAUGAGCUCCGUCAGCGACCAAUUGAAUGGACACCAGUUUCCAGCGCUUCCAAAAAUAGUCGUUGAGCUGAUUGAGAAAAGAGAGCAAGCAUUGCGACAACAGGAAGAAAUUGUAAAUGAUGAUCUUAUGCCUAGUCACACUCAAGCACUAGCCGCCAUUAGAAAACACAUACCGGCUGAUGCGAACAUCGUGGCCGAGGGCGCUCGUACAAUGGAUCUGUCCCGACAGAGUUUGUAUCUAUGCGAGCCUCGCCAAAGAUUGGAUGCAGGGACCAAUGGCACGAUGGGCAUUGGUUUGGCAUAUGCAGUGACAGCGAAACUGACUGAGGAAAAUAAGCCGUUGAUUGUCAUACAAGGAGAUUCCGCCUUUGGAUUCUCGGCUAUGGAGAUCGAGACGCUGGUCCGAGAACGACUUCCCUGUCUGAUAAUAGUGCUCAAUAAUUCUGGAAUAUACAAUGGAGUUGAAAACCCACGUGAGUAUAUUCCAUACACCAAAAAACCACUCCCUUCGACGGCGUUGACUUUUGGAGUUCGGUACGAAAGGAUCAGCUGCUCGUUGGGUGGGACCGGCUAUUUUGUGCAGAAAUGCAAGGAGCUGGAUGACGUAUUGAAAAAAGGGAUGGAAGACAUGUUGAGCGGAAAAAUUGUUUUAAUCAACGUGUUGGUGAAACCACACGCAAAAUUAUAG